Malassezia japonica is the source of this 2988-nucleotide messenger RNA. Its product is annotated as ribosome biogenesis protein ytm1. The coding region runs from base 1 to 2988 and encodes 995 amino acids. The transcript has a single exon. The record is from RefSeq and is a predicted model, not a curated record. Gene Ontology annotation, cellular component: RZZ complex. Gene Ontology annotation, biological process: mitotic spindle assembly checkpoint signaling; endoplasmic reticulum to Golgi vesicle-mediated transport. Lineage: Eukaryota; Fungi; Basidiomycota; Malasseziomycetes; Malasseziales; Malasseziaceae.
AUGGGGACGGAGGACGUGGAGCGCUUCCUCGCCUCGGUCGGCUCGCCGCUCGCUGCGGGCGGCGAGGCGCAAAAGACACUACCUGCAGAUGCAGUGCUGCAACUGCUGAAUGCACGGAUCGAGUCGCUCGCGGCCCCGCUCGAGGCGGCGCCGAAGGCCAAGACCAGCGACAACGUCCCCGGCCUCGAAGAGUACCUCGACGAGGACAUGGUCGCUGCGCUGCGUGCGUACGCAUCGGCUACGGCACAGUACACACACACAUCGGCUGUGGCGAACAUGACCAAGCAGCUGUCCGAGGCAAUGCAGCACGUCGCCGACGUCCACACGGCCCUCGAUGCGCGCGACUGGGAACGCCUGCCGACGCUUCUCCCGCAUGCACAGGAGGCGCUCUUGCUGGUCGGCAUCGAGGUCGACUUUGUGCACAAUGUGCUGCGCGACGUGCCGGGCGACGAAGCGCUCGCGCACUCGGCGACAAUACAUCGCCUAAAGGAGCACUGCCAGCGUCUCCUUGUCCAGAUGCACUCGCAGGUCAACAAGGACUGGGAGCGCGCGGUCCAGGUGCUCGACGCGAGCGGCGAUAUUGCACUGGCCGUGCAAAACAGUCCGCACGAGGAUCCGGAAAGCGCCAACACCCCGAGCCUCUUGGACUUGUGGGAAUACGCUCAGGGCAUGAACUUGGGUGAGGCCGUCGCCGAACGCAUCGCCUCGCUGCUCGAACGCAAGAUCGUGCGCCCAAUGCUGGGCGAUGUAGCGGACUGGCACGCGUCGCAGUCCUCGACCACGGACGAUAUCUUGACGCAGCUCGUCCUCUCGCAUACGCCAUCCAAGGAUCCGCUCCAGGGCGCGGCCAUCCCGGCCCUCGUGCAGGUGCUGGUCUUUCUGCGCGAGACGCUCUUUUUGCCGUCGGCACACGACGGGCCGGCGAUCCAGGACGCGCUGCUCGCGCCGACGCUCCAAGUCUUGGUAUCCCACUCGCUUGUCCCGAAACUCGUCGCGUCGCUCAAGGCGUACCUGCUCCAGUGCCUACCGACUACAAAAACAUCGCUGGAAGCGGCAAAGGAGGCUACAGAAAAGGUUACGCGCCUCGCUCUUCAAGUCCACGACGCACUCGUCGACCAUGGGUACGCCCGCGCCUCGACGGACAGCGGAUCGAUGGUGCGCCGCCCAGGAUGGGCGCAGCUCGAGCCACUGACGGACCUCCCGACGUGGGUCGAGCAUGUUGGGGGGCUGUGUACGCAGCAUAUGCUGGGCGGCGUGCUCGACCAUGUCCGUGCGGCGAUUCUGCGAAUGGACGACAAGUCGUGGGACAUGAUUGACGUCGAACGCCAGGUGCCAGACGAAGGCCCGAAUCCCCCGCCGAAGAACCCGUUCAAGGCCGAGCCCAAGCCCAAAGUGCAAGAGGCGAAGCAGGCGCCGCCGCCCAAGAUCCCUGAGCCGGUCAAGUCGCCGGUCGUUGCGCCGAAGCCGGCCGUGCCUGCACCGAGCAAGGCCAAGAAGCCGACGCUGGGCGGCGUUAAGAAGCUGGGCGCUACACCACUGCAGACGCCAGCUAAGCCUGCGCCGGCGCCCGCACCGGCACCGGCGCCUGCGCCUACACCUGCCGAGCCUGUUCCAGAGCCAGACGACGACGACUGGGGCUGGGGCGACGACGACUUAGAUAAUGAGCCGAAACAGCCGUCAACCGAUGCACCAAAGGAUGCACCCGCCGACGACUGGGACAUGGACGAUGCCUGGGGCGAUGUCGCCAAGGAUACCAAGCCAUCUGAGGAUACUACACCCAGCGGCCCGGACGGCGCUGCCGACGACAUGGACGACGACUGGGGCUGGGGUAGCGACGGCGAAGUCGAAAAGAUGCUCGACGAGCCCGCGCAGCCGUCCGAGGCGCGGUCGCCCCCUCCGCCCAAGCCCGAAGACAGCUCGUUCGACGCUUGGGACAUGCAAGAGCCCGACGUCGAGUCGCCCGAGACUGAGCACAUUCCCCUUCCUCCAGAGCCUACGCCUGCCCCGGUGCCUUCCAUGAAGUCCGUCUCGAUCAAGAUUUCGGCGCGGUGCCGCGCUGUCGCGGCGCAUGCCGAAGAACAGUUCGGGCUGCUGUCGCAUGUAAGCGACCCCCGCCUUCGGCAUGCCGUGGCACAGUCGCUCCUGGAAUGCUGCCAGCUGUAUCGUGCCAUGAUGCCCGCGGUGCAUGCAGCAUCACUUCAGCACGUUCCGCUCUUGAGCAUGCUCUUUGCGAACGACUGCGACUACCUUGCCGACGAGAUGCGCACGUACGCUGACCGUGCCGCGCACCUCCCGGGCCCGGCGGUGAAGAGCGGCCCUCUGUCGCUGGAUGCCGCGCUGCAGCACGAGGCGGCUGCCUUGCGGAAUGUCGGCAGCCAGUGGCGGCAAGCGCAGCUCGCCCUGCAAACGGCGGCGCUCCACGAGUGCCUGGACCAGGCCGACGGCUUUGCGCGUACCGACGCCGAUGCACGCAAUGCGACGUGCGAACGUGCCAUCGCACAGGUCAGCCACAUCCUGCAGCACCUCGUGACAGUAUGGCGCCCCGUGCUCUCCCAAGACGUCCUCCUACACCUGCUUGGCGAACUGGUACAGUCCGUUUUUGUGCGUGUCCAGGCGAGUAUCGAAGACCUCGAGGAUAUCUCCGAGGCCGAAAGUACGCGCCUCGCUGCGCUGUGCCGCACGCUGCUCGAUGCGCAAACGGCGCUCUUUAGCCAAGCCGCGCAGGUCGAUACCGAGGCGGCGGGUGCGCUGGCAGCGACGUCGGUCACGAGCUGGUUCAAGUUCUCCUAUCUGCCCGAGCUGCUGACCGGCUCACUGGUGGAUAUCGAGUUCCUGCUCUUUGACAGCGGUGGCGCGCUGCUGGAUUAUACACGGGAAGAGAUCACGGCGCUGAUCCGGGGCCUCUUUGCCGACACACCCAACCGCCGGCGACUGCUGGAGCGGAUCCAGCGGGCGCCGUGGGCAUCCACGCAAGUAGGGUUGUCGUAG